GACACCCAGCGGGUUUGAUCCUUCGCGCUGUCAGAAAGCAGCCAGAACACUCUCAUGAAACCGGUCCGCCUGAUAAAGUCGGCGCUACUUUGACUCCGGGUAGGAGACGACUUGUACCCAAAGCUGAGGGCGACUUUCCCCCAGGCCAUGAGUCUUUGAGCAGGGAAAGGGUUUUGUUUCACGUUUAGCUGCAGUUGAGGCGGUUCAUUAACAACAUCCCCCGGGGCUUUGAUGCAGACUACACCGCGGGCGCUGCUCUGAGACAGACGAUGCUGUGGUGCGCGGUGUUAGCUGCCUGCUGGCUGUUGGUGGACGGCAGGUUGACCAGACGCUCCCCCCGCUGCGAGCAGACGUGCGACCUGUCCCACUGCCCGGAGCCACCCGCCGACUGCUGGGCCGGGCAGGUCCAGGACGCCUGCGGCUGUUGCCGGGUCUGCGCCGCCGGCGAGGGCGAUUCGUGCGGCGGCCGUGCGGACGCCAGCGCCUGCGGCGAGGAGCUCAAGUGCACGGUGCCGCCGGCCUCCUACCCGGGCAAGAGGAGAAUCAAGGGCGUUUGUGUGUGUGCCAAGCCCGAGCCGGUGUGCGGCAGCGACGGUAGCACCUACCGCAACGUCUGCCAGCUGAAGGCAGUGAGCCGCCGGGCUCAGAGCCUCAACCAGCCUCCCGUCAUCUUCAUCCAGAGGGGAGUCUGUGGUCUAGGUCAGAAUGAUCCUGACAGCCUGAGACACAAAUACAAUUUUAUUGCAGAUGUGGUGGAUAAAAUAGCUCCUGCUGUGGUUCAUAUUGAACUUUUUCGUAGGGCAGUUUAUUCCAACCGUGAAUUGUCUGUUGCAAGCGGUUCGGGGUUUAUUGUCUCAGAAGAUGGAUUGAUCGUAACAAAUGCACAUGUGGUCACCAAUAAGCAAAGAGUCAAAGUAGAACUAUGGAAUGGAGCCACAUACAAUGCCAAAAUAAAAGACAUAGAUGAGAAGGCAGAUCUUGCUUUAAUUAAAAUAGAAACUCCGGUAAAGCUCCCAGUGCUGCUGCUUGGUCGCUCCACAGACCUGAGGCCAGGAGAGUUUGUGGUCGCGAUUGGAAGUCCAUUUUCACUGCAAAACACGGUGACGACCGGAAUAGUAAGCACGACUCAGAGAGGAGGCAAGGAAUUGGGACUUCGAAACUCUGACAUCGAUUACAUUCAGACGGAUGCGAUUAUCAACUACGGAAACUCGGGUGGUCCAUUGGUGAAUCUGGAUGGUGAGGUGGUUGGCAUUAAUACUCUGAAAGUGACUGCAGGGAUAUCAUUUGCAAUCCCAUCGGACAUAAUUCGCCAGUUUCUAAUUGAAUCACAUGACCGGCAAUUGAAAGGAAAAACUUCAACAAAAAAAAGAUAUCUUGGAGUUAGAAUGAUUUCACUUACCCCUGGCCUUGCCAAGGAACUGAAGGAGCGCCAGAGUGAUUUCCCAGAUGUUAAUUCUGGAGCCUAUAUCAUUGAGGUUCUUCCACGUACACCUGCUUUCAUCGGUGGCCUGGAGGACAAUGAUGUGAUUAUUAGCAUAAAUAAUCACUUGAUAACUUCUUCCAGUGAUGUCAGCGAAGCAAUUAAAAAGGAUCCAUCCUUGUCCAUUGUGGUCCGUCGUGGCAACAGAGAUGUGAUAAUAAAUGUUGUCACUGAAGAAAUUGAACCUUAGAUGGAGCUGGGUCUCCUGCCUUUAUGUAUAAAACAGCAAAGAUUUUGGUUAUUUACUGGAUAAAGAUGGUCUCUAGUUAAUGGCUCAUAAUCUUGUUGGUAUUUCUACUGCAAAACAUCAUCAGGAGAUAUCUACAGCUUGAAUAUAACUCUUUGAUGAUUACAAGCUGAGGUGAUCCUGAUGUUGUAACGUUUAUUUUGUGUACUUCCUUGAUGCAUCUUUCCAUAUUUUCUUUCUUGAUUUAUUGUAAUCUGCUUUACUUCAAAUGUCCGUAUAUGCGACUAACUCAGCUGGAUAUUCCACUCCAGUAAUGUUGAGAUUACUGUUAUUGGCACUAAUUCUCUUACAGUUGUUUAAUUUUCACUCUGUAUUGGUAAAUUUUCAAUUUGAUGUUACACGUGUGGGCCUGGCAAAUUUAAUAUGUUGGUGAAGCCUUUUUCUUCUGCUGGAUAUCAGAAU
Messenger RNA from Amblyraja radiata (thorny skate), 2129 nucleotides. RefSeq names its product HtrA serine peptidase 1b (gene htra1b). Lineage: Eukaryota; Metazoa; Chordata; Chondrichthyes; Rajiformes; Rajidae. Gene Ontology annotation, molecular function: protein binding; serine-type endopeptidase activity. The transcript is spliced from 9 exons. The coding region runs from base 270 to 1670 and encodes 466 amino acids. Gene Ontology annotation, biological process: proteolysis; programmed cell death; positive regulation of apoptotic process. The record is from RefSeq and is a predicted model, not a curated record. Gene Ontology annotation, cellular component: extracellular region.